This is a messenger RNA of Camelina sativa (false flax), 2611 nucleotides long. Its product is annotated as protein CHUP1, chloroplastic. The record is from RefSeq and is a predicted model, not a curated record. Gene Ontology annotation, cellular component: cortical microtubule. NCBI's taxonomy places the organism in Eukaryota, Viridiplantae, Streptophyta, Magnoliopsida, Brassicales, Brassicaceae. Gene Ontology annotation, biological process: protein localization to cortical microtubule cytoskeleton.
AUUAAAAAAUUAUUAAAUGAUACCCCAAAUAUGCAUCUGGCGAUGUUUCGUGAUCGACUUCAUCAACCCAUCCUCUGUUCAAUAUUUCUCCAACUCAUCAAAAUUCUCGCCAUCAAAUCAAAAUCAAUAUCUCUGCUUUCUCAACAUCACAUUCCGUGGUUAAUCAUCGGACCACGAUAUAUACCCACCCACUCAAAAGAAUCAAAAACCUUUUUUUGUUCUCUCUUUCUCUUAAUUGCACCUAGAACCUCUCGUAUCUGCUAACCAAACUUACCUCGAGAAAACAAAAAGAAAAACAUAAUUACCAGUUUAUGUUGUUGUUUAAUGGCGUUUCUGAUGAGUUUCCUUGAAUUUAAUAUGUUGUUCACUUCGGUUACUUUUGUGUUUUGACUUCAGUUUCUAAAUAAGACAAAGAUUUGAUUUUUGUUUGUUUGUUGGGUUUUCUUCCCAAAGUUGUGUUUUUUUUUUCAAUCAAUCUAAAAGGAAAGGGAGAAAAACAAAAUCCAAACUUUUUUCUAUUUGAUCAGCUCUUUAGUUUCUGUAAUGAGUAGAUUACUGUUGAUCCUUGGUGGGUUAUUUGAUCCCAUCAUCAAAGGUUUUGUUUUUUGAUUAAAAAUCUCAACUUUUUGCAGAUGGAGGCAGAGGAAGAAGAAGAAGAGAUAUGAUCUAAUAAUCUCCUUCUUCCAAUUGUUAAUUAUUUUUGGGGACGGUGGGUUUUUUAGUUGGCAGUCAUGAUCAUUACCAAAUGCAAAAGAGACAUAAACCUGUUUGUGCUUCAAUUAGGAGCAGCUCUCGCCGUAUCUUUUGCUGGAUUUUUCUUUUCUCGAUUUAGAAAGAAUACAAAAAGAAUCGGACCCACUCUGCCUCCUCUUUCACCUCAAUCUUCUGAUAAGGGAUACAGUGACUGUUCCAACAGAUCCAAUGAUAGAGGAGAUGUUGACUCUAAGAAGAGUAAUGAAGAGACUGUAGUUUGUUUAUCGCCACGAAAGGAAUGUGAUCUUGAUGAAAAAGAUGUGUUUUUAUUACCGGAGUUUGAAGAGGAAGUGAAAAAGUUAGAUUUGUUGGUCUCUGAUGACUGUGAAACGCCGCGGUCGGAUAUAACUGUUCCGUUAGCAUUUCCGAGCGAAGAGGAAGCUGAUCAUGAGAAUGAGAUUAACCGGUUGAGGAACACGGUGAGAGCGCUCCGUGAGAGAGAGAGGUGUCUUGAGGAUAAGUUGUUAGAAUACUACAGCCUCAAGGAGCAGCAAAAGAUUGCAAUGGAACUGAGAAGUAGAUUGAAACUAAACCAGAUGGAGACUAAAGUUUUCAAUCUCAAGAUCAAGUCUUUGCAAGCCGAGAACGAGAAACUCAAGGCUCAGUGUUCUGAGCAUUUUAAAUUUUUGUUGGAGCUGGAUAAGGCUAAGUCUGAGGUUCAUGUUCUUAAGAAGAAACUGAACGUUAAUACCCAACAACACGUAGAGCAGAUUUUGUCACUUAAGGAACGAGUGAUGAGGCUUCAAGAAGAAGAGAUCAAAGCUAUUUUACCUGAUCCGGAAGCUGAUAAGAUGAUGCAGAGGUUAAGGGAUUUGGAAGGUGAGAUCAACGAGCUUCAGGAUUCCAACAUGAAAUUACAGUUUGAGAAUUUCGAACUUGCUGAGAAGCUGGAGUCUGUUCAAAUCAUAGCAAAUUCAAAGCUUGAGGACCCGGAAGAGAUUGAGACAUUACGAGAAGAUGGUAACCGUUUGAGGAGUGAAAACGAAGAGCUGAAAAAGGAAGUGGAGCAGCUUCAAGGGGAUCGAUGCACUGACCUCGAGGAGCUUGUUUAUCUCAGAUGGAUAAACGCUUGUUUAAGAUAUGAGCUAAGGACUUACCAGCCUCCUCCGGGUAAAACUGUUGCUAGGGAUCUUAGUACUACUUUAAGUCCUACUUCAGAAGUGAAAGCUAAGCAGCUGAUCCUCGAGUACGCACAUAGCGAAGGGCAUGAAGAAGAUAAUACUGAUUAUGAUCGAUGGUCGUCUUCCCAGGAAGAGUCAUCAAUGAUCACUGACUCAAUGUUUUUAGAUGAUUCUUCUGUUGACACUUUGUUUGCGACAAAAACAAAAAAGUCAGGGAAGAAGAAGCUUAUGCAUAAGUUGAUGAAGAUUUUACACGGUAAAGAUAGUACUCCAGACCGUAAGAAGAGAGCUGGUUCUUCAGAACCGAGCAGCUCAAACACAGGUGUUCACUCAACUCCUAGGCAGCAGCUUAGAACAACACAGUCAAUGGACUUCCAAAUGUUGAUGCUUGGCAGAAACGAGGAAGAGGACUUCAAGAAUCACAUUAAGAUGCUGCGUCGUAAGAGCGAAGCAGCAGACUCUUUCACUUAUGGAGAAGAAAAUUGUUUGGAAUCCGAUCAAAACGGGAAAAAAGAGCUGAUUAAAUAUGCGGAUGCGCUUACGAAAUCUCGCUCCACAAAGAAACUGCAUAAGAAAUCUGUGUCCUUCUUUUUCUAAAAGUAAGUAGAAACACUAACUACUUUACUCUGUAACACUCAUUGCCUAAAGCUACAUAUAUGUGUGUAUAGAUUAUAGGUCAAACAAAGUUUGUAAAUUUUCUGAACCAAACAUUAAAUGAGUGUAACGAGAAUGACCUA